AUGGAGAAUAAGAACAAUGUAACUGAAUUCAUUCUGCUAGGCCUGACCCGAAGUUCAGACCUUCGAAAAAUAUUCUUUGUUAUUUUUUUAAUCAUCUAUAUUGUCACAAUUAUAGGAAACAUGCUCAUUUUCAUAACCAUGACUGUCAGCUCAACAUUGAGGUCACCCAUGUACUUUUUUCUAACCUUUCUGUCCCUCAUGGAUGCUACCUACUCCUCAGUCAUUGCUCCUAAGAUGCUUGUGGAUUUACUCUAUGAGAAGACAACCAUCUCCCUGGAAGGCUGUCUGACCCAGCUCUUUGCAGAGCAUUUUUUUGGUGGUGUUGGCAUCAUCCUCCUUGUGGUGAUGGCUUAUGAUCGCUAUGUGGCCAUCUGUAAACCCCUGCACUACAUGACCAUCAUGAAUCCUUGUGUAUGCCACCUGCUGGUAGCAGCAUCCUGGAUGGGGGGCUCCAUACAUGCCACCAUACAACUACUCUUUAUGGCCCAUCUUCCUUUCUGUGGUCCCAAUGUUAUUGAUCACUUCAUGUGUGAUUUGUUCCCAUUGUUGAAACUGGCCUGUAUGGAUACCCACGUUCUUGGCUUACUAGUCAUUGCCAACAGCGGAAUCAUGUGCCUGUCAAUCUUUCUCAUAUUAAUUGUCUCCUAUGUUGUUAUUCUCACUUCCCUGAAGGGUGGUAGUUCAGAAGGAAGGAGAAAGGCCCUUUCUACCUGCAGCUCUCAUUUCACAGUGGUCGUCUUAUUUUUUGUUCCCUGUAUAUUCUUGUACGUGAGGCCAGUGGCCACUUUCCCUAUGGAUAAAGCUGUGUCUGUAUGUUUUACUAUGAUCACUCCCAUGUUAAACCCCUUGAUCUAUACGCUUAGGAAUACAGAGGUUAAAAAUGCCAUGAGAAAACUCUGGAUCACCAAAGUGACUUUGCUUUUUCAGUAA
This is a messenger RNA of Monodelphis domestica (gray short-tailed opossum), 930 nucleotides long. Its product is annotated as olfactory receptor 4C6-like. Gene Ontology annotation, cellular component: membrane. Gene Ontology annotation, molecular function: olfactory receptor activity; G protein-coupled receptor activity. Lineage: Eukaryota; Metazoa; Chordata; Mammalia; Didelphimorphia; Didelphidae. Gene Ontology annotation, biological process: G protein-coupled receptor signaling pathway. The record is from RefSeq and is a predicted model, not a curated record.